AUGGCUAGUUGUCGUCGUGGUGUGGAGGCUAGAACAACAAGAAUGAUGGGAUGGUGUCGCGUGGCCGAGGUUGCUACCGCUACUGGCCGUGGUGGCUAUGGCCGCUACCCUUUUUUUUUCCUUCAAAUGUGCUCUGGCAACUGGACAGUGCUGCAACUCCUAUUAUUGGCGCCUAUAGUCUUUGUCGAAUGA
Prunus armeniaca (apricot) is the source of this 192-nucleotide messenger RNA. The record is from the annotation of a GenBank genome assembly. NCBI's taxonomy places the organism in Eukaryota, Viridiplantae, Streptophyta, Magnoliopsida, Rosales, Rosaceae.